AUGAGCAACAAUAAAUUAGAAGCAUUCCCAGAAGGAUUGUUCACACCACUUAAAAAUGUCAUAUACCUAAUACUGGAUGCUAAUAACCUGACGACCGUGCCAGCUUCAAUGUUUACAUCGAGCAGACAAUUAACAUACCUUCAUUUGCAAAAUAAUCGAAUCAAGACCUUACCAAGCGUACCGUUUUCAAGUCAUCUUAAAACAUUAUCAUUGUUUAACAAUCUCCUGACAACCCUACCAGAUGAAAUGUUUACCAAGCAGGUCUGGCAGAUAGAGGAUCUUCAAUUGCAAAGCAAUCUUCUUACCAAGGUCCCGAGGGGAAUUUUUAGUGCGUACACAAUAGGUCAAUAUAGUGCGAAAACUGAUCUUCGGAACAACAAGCUGGCCAUCGAUCAACGACUCUGCGCCCUAACUCCGUCUGUGGGUGACUACGCCAUACACUUAUCAGCGGAUGACCAAGUCCGGAACUACAUAUAUAAUGCGUACCACAAGAGAAUCUGCUAUCAUAAUUGUGACACAUUGCGUCCAGAAGAAAAUGACUGUGACGAUGGCUUUAUGUGUGAUGGACUGAUCUUGAACUACAAAUGUAUUGGUGAGGAUUUCCUAUAG
Sycon ciliatum is the source of this 609-nucleotide messenger RNA. RefSeq names its product carboxypeptidase N subunit 2-like. NCBI's taxonomy places the organism in Eukaryota, Metazoa, Porifera, Calcarea, Leucosolenida, Sycettidae. The record is from RefSeq and is a predicted model, not a curated record. The transcript has 7 exons. The coding region runs from base 1 to 609 and encodes 202 amino acids. Gene Ontology annotation, molecular function: protein binding.